AUGCCCAAAAGUACAGGCACGAAGCCUUUACGCAUUUCAAUUGAUCGAGGCGGGACCUUUACAGAUUGCGUUUGCAAAGUCGUCAACGGGGACGAUAUUAUAGCAAAGAUCUUGUCUGUGGACCCGAAGAACUAUGCCGACGCACCGACCGAGGCGAUCCGUCGCGUCCUAGAGAAAUACUAUAAUUGCACCAUCCCGCGUGGAACAGAGCUCGACCUCAGGGACGUCGAAUGGAUUCGCAUGGGCACAACUGUUGCAACAAAUGCGCUACUCGAGAGGAAAGGCGAGUGGACAGCCUUACUCAUUACUGAAGGCGUUAAGGAUGUUCUUCAGAUAGGAAACCAAAGCCGGCCCCAAAUGUUUGACUUAACGAUCCGGCGACCGAUGCCCUUGUAUGCCGAAGCCUUCGAGGUGAAAGAGCGAGUCAUUGUGCAAGCUUGCAGCGACUCGGAUCUCCGAAGCAUUCAUUUGUCAUCCCCGGAGCCUGUAGAAUCCGUCAUGGGGCCCUCCGGAGAGAUAGUCCAAGUGCUCCAGCCCCUAAAUAUGGUGAGCACGAGACUUAAUCUCCAAAAGAUUUACGACCAAGGCUUCCGCUCGCUGGCAGUGUGCCUGAUGCAUUCAUACAGCUUCCCAAAGCACGAGCUACAGAUCAGAGAUAUAGCGCUCGAGAUCGGGUUUGAGAAUGUGUCACUCUCGCAUGAGACAUCUUCGAGGCCGAAGCUCGUUCCUCGUGGUAACUCCACCGUUGUAGAUGCAUACCUGACACCCAACAUCAAGCGAUACCUGCAGAGAUUCUCCGAAGGUUUCCCCGACAUCGAAAAUUCUCAGACGCGACUAGAAUUUAUGCAAUCAGAUGGAGGUUUGGUACCUUCGUCCAGUCUUUCAGGGCUCCACUCGAUUUUGUCAGGGCCAGCAGGAGGCGUUAUUGGAUAUGCUCGGACCUGCUUCGAUACUGAAACGCGAACGCCGGUGAUUGGUUUCGAUAUGGGAGGAACCAGCACUGACGUUAGUCGAUAUGACGGCAAGCUGGAUCAUAUCUUCGAGACAACGACUGCUGGGAUUACCAUCCACGCUCCACAGCUCAAUGUCAAUACGAUUGCCGCGGGAGGUGGUAGUAUUUUGACUUGGCGGGAUGGGCUCAUGUCGGUUGGGCCUGAGAGCGCCUCGUCCAAUCCAGGUCCUGCGUGCUACCGCAAAGGUGGUCCGCUGACCGUGACGGAUGCGAAUCUCGCGCUCGGCCGUUUAAUCCCUGAGGAGUUUCCUUCAGUCUUUGGUGUCAAUGAGGAUGAGCCAUUAGACAGAGACAUCGUUCUCGCCAAAUUCAAGGACCUGACCCAAGUUAUAAACCAGGAGACGGGCAAGUCCCUUACAUGGGCAGAAGUUGCGGAUGGGUUCCUUCAGGUUGCAAACUCUGCAAUGUGUGGACCCAUUCGGAGCUUGACCCUAGAAAAGGGCCAUGAUGUUGCGAAACACCAUCUCGCCUCCUUUGGCGGCGCGGGUGGCCAGCACGCCUGUGCUAUUGCUAGCGAUCUCGGUAUCAAACGCGUUCUCAUUCAUAAAUAUUCCUCGAUUCUGUCGGCCUACGGGAUCGGACUAGCAGAUGUUGUACAUGAGGAAGAGCGAGUCUGUGCGAAGGCCUUUGAUGAGUCGACCAUUGAUAUCAUCAACGAUUCCUUGGACAGCCUCGUCGACUGUGCGCGAAGCAGCAAGACUAUGGCGCCAUUCAGCAAUAUCCAGGCUUGCCGUUUCUUGAGCAUGAGAUAUGAUGGCAGCGAGACCUCGAUCAUGAUACCUUGGGAUAGCCCCGAGAGUGACGCGAAAGAAGCGUUCGUCAAUGCCCACCAUCAGCAAUUCGGAUUUACUCCGGUGAACCGUGUCGUGUAUGUAGAUACCAUUCGCGUCCGGGCAAUUGGAUGCAGUGUUUUCCAUGACAGCUCUUCGUCUCCCAGGGUCAAGUCUCUUAUGAUUCCCAAGUCUACAACGACGACAGCCACCCCAAACUCGAAGGUUUCCACGUAUUUCACUGCGGCCGGUUGGGUGGACACGCCUGUCUAUCAUCUCAAUCUUCUUUCUGAAGGAUGUCAGAUCCAGGGACCCGCUAUGAUUAUUGACAAAACGCAGACGAUCGUCGUGGGUCCAAAUUCAAAGGCGACCGUCGCUCAAGAUGUUUUGCUCCUGGACAUAGAUUCACCAAGCUCCAAGUCGACCGGCUCAGAAAGUAUCGACCCGGUUCAACUCUCCAUUUUCCGGCAUCGGUUCAUGGGAGUAGCUGAACAGAUGGGCCGUGUCCUGCAAAACGUCAGUACCAGCGCGAAUAUCAAGGAGCGGCUCGAUUUCACCUGUGCUAUAUUCACUCCGGAGGGGGACUUGGUUGCCAACGCCCCUCAUGUACCCGCCAUGAUUGGCAGUAUGGCCUUUGCCGUGAGAUCACAGAUUGCUGAGUGGCAUGGAAGGCUGCAAGAUGGCGAUGUGUUACUUUCCAAUACUCCCGCUUAUGGGGGUGUUCAUCUCCCCGACUUGACGGUGAUUACCCCGGUUUUCGACUCUGCUGGGAAGGAUAUUGUCUUUUGGGUCGCUUCGCGCGGUCAUCAUGCCGAUGUGGGUGGGAUACUUCCCGGCUCGAUGCCACCAAUGUCAAAGCUUCUCUCGGAAGAAGGUGCUAUCUUCAACUCUCAUCUCCUGGUUCGUGGCGGUCACUUCGAUGAAGAGGAGCUGCGUCACAUUCUAUGCGUGGAGCCGGCACGUUUCCCAGGCAGUAGUGGUUCCCGACGCUUCCAAGACAAUGUCACUGAUCUCAAGGCCCAAGUCGCCGCAAAUCACUGUGGUGCUCGUCUCAUGCGACGUCUCAUCGAAGAGUAUUCCUUCCGAGUGGUUCAGGUUUACAUGGGUGCAAUUCAAGAUUCGGCUGAGCUGGCCGUGCGCAAUCUCCUGAAGCGCCUCGCACAUGAGCGCAGCGGAGAAGAUAUCUCUGCUGUAGACUAUAUGGAUGAUGGUACCCCGAUCAAGCUGAAAGUGACGAUCAACCCGACAGAUGGGUCUGCCAUUUUCGACUUCACCGGCACAGGCCCCGAAGUAUACGGAAACUGGAAUGCUCCGAUUGCAAUCUGCAAUUCAGCGGUCAUUUUCACCCUGCGCUGCAUGGUCAAUUCUGAUAUCCCACUCAACCACGGAUGUAUCAAGCCAGUCCAAAUAAUCAUUCCAGAAGGGUCGCUCCUGCGUCCAAGUUCUGAAGCAGCUGUCUGCGCCGGCAAUGUGUUGACGUCGCAACGCAUCGUAGACGUCAUAUUCAAGAGCUUCAAAGUGUGCGCCGCAAGCCAAGGAUGCAUGAACAACCUGACCUUCGGCAACGAUGGCGAGAAUGGAUUUGGAUACUACGAGACCAUCGCCGGUGGCAGCGGCGCAGGCCCCAGCUGGGCGGGCACAGGUGGUGUACACACGAACAUGACCAACACGCGAAUCACCGACCCGGAGUCUCUUGAACGACGAUACCCAGUCAUCCUGCGUCGUUUCAGUCUUCGUAGCGGAAGUGGUGGUGCGGGCUUGUACCCCGGUGGCGAUGGAGUUGUCCGGGAUAUUGAGCUCAGGCUCCCCAUGUCGGUGUCGAUUCUGUCAGAACGACGGAGCUUCGCACCGUACGGGAUGGCAGGGGGGGAAGAUGGUCAGCGCGGGAAGAAUACAUGGAUCACCAAGGCUGGUCGCUGUAUCAACGUCGGCGGUAAAAGUUCGAUUCGGGUUCAACCUGGCGAUCGGUUCGUGAUUGAGACCCCCGGUGGUGGUGGUUAUGGGCCUCCUGGCGAGGUGGCCAGGAGAGAAAAGAACCAGUCGAUUGUCAUGCUUCCAUUUAUACCGGUUGCUAAUGGCAGCGUAGCUGCCAAUCGGAUCCUGGCGGAACAGGUUUAA
This is a messenger RNA of Aspergillus caelatus, 3900 nucleotides long. RefSeq names its product Hydantoinase B/oxoprolinase-domain-containing protein. The transcript is spliced from 8 exons. Gene Ontology annotation, biological process: glutathione metabolic process. Gene Ontology annotation, molecular function: 5-oxoprolinase (ATP-hydrolyzing) activity. The coding region runs from base 1 to 3900 and encodes 1299 amino acids. Lineage: Eukaryota; Fungi; Ascomycota; Eurotiomycetes; Eurotiales; Aspergillaceae. The record is from RefSeq and is a predicted model, not a curated record. Gene Ontology annotation, cellular component: cytosol.